Helobdella robusta is the source of this 1737-nucleotide messenger RNA. RefSeq lists its product as hypothetical. Lineage: Eukaryota; Metazoa; Annelida; Clitellata; Rhynchobdellida; Glossiphoniidae. The transcript is spliced from 2 exons. Bases 1 to 1737 code for a protein of 578 amino acids. The record is from RefSeq and is a predicted model, not a curated record.
AUGUCAAAAUUUAUCACGACGUCAACAUCAGUACGAACAGAUGAUCCCAUGGCAACACUUGAUCGAAGAAUUUUAGGAAUUCUUAAGUCCGACUUGACAUACAAAAUUACAAAAGGUGUUUUGUUGGCUACUUACUCGGACCGAUUAGUCGAUCCUCAUUGUUUGAAUGCAAGCGAAAGAGCUCGGCAUGUUGUUGUAGGAAUGGGCAUUACUUCGACAAACUAUCACAAUCCAAACCCCAAAGAUUUAAUAUUUUUUACUAUUUUUUUAAAAACUUUCUGCAUCAGUAUAUCAGCAUCUAAUAGGAUCUUCCACAUGUACCUUGCGUACGAUUAUAACGAUGCUUUAUUCACUUCCACACGAUUCAGAAAAUCUUUCAUAGAGCGUUACUCCGAUUUGAAAAAAGAUUUGUGCCCUGACAAAGAAAUUACUCUUACACUUUUAAGAUGUCCUCACAAUAAAAAACCGGCUUGGGCACAAAAUGACGCCAUGAUGGAGGCAUAUUUGGAUGGAUUCGAUUAUUUCUACCGCGUGAACGACGAUACUAGUCUAUCUACAAGUAGAUGGGACGACAUUUUCAUUAAGGAAUUAUCUCUAUUUAAUCCGCCAAACGUAGGCGUGGUUGGACCCAAGCAUUCAGGGGGAAAUGAAAAUAUAUUAACGUACGACUUUGUGCAUAGAAUGCACAUUGAUAUAUUUGGAUACUAUUAUCCUCGCACAUUCACCGAUUGGUACGCCGACAAAUGGAUCACAACGGUUUAUCGACCGAAAAACUGCAAAAAAUUAUCAAAUGUCCGCGUCAUCCAUCUUCUUGUUAAGAUGAGAUAUCUGCCUAGAAUGAGCCUCAAAAGUGAUGCAAAACUCCUUCUAAAAACACCAAUCUUAACAAAGCAUUUAUCAAACGCUAGAAAGUCAUUCUCUGAAAUUAAAAAGUCGUCUGUGAAUAAGGUGAUCUGCAUGACCUUGGACCAGAAUUCUGCACCGAUAAUUAUGGGCGCCAUAAGGAAUGCUCUUCUUACUCCUUUGACAUUUCCUGGGUGGAAGUUACGAAUUUACGCAAUGUUUCAAGACAAUGAUCGGCUGAAUAGAGGCCAAAGGAAUGACCAUCCCAUCAAAAUUCCAUUCAGAAUCAAACGUUGUUUAGAGAGACUUGGCGCAGAAAUAGUUGAAGUGGAUAAAUUCUUUCCUCAAAUUGUUAUAAUGGAAAAAUCUGAACUUAAGCACCCAUCAUUUAUGUGGAGUUAUUUAGUUAUUGAUGACCAAAAAGUUGAUUAUUUUAUAAUCCGAAAGCCUGAAUUUCGUUUGAGUUCUAGAGAUUAUCUACUCGUCAACGAUUUUUUCAUGAAAUCGGAAAAUCGAUUUAAUCGAAAUUCAACUCAUCUUUCAAAAGGAAAACCUUUACUAGCGUUCCACAGCAUUAUUGAUUCUGAAUAUUUUCAAAAUUUCACAUUAGUUCCUGGUCUGCUGAGCGGAAAUGUCAAGGUUAUCCGUCAUUUAUUAGGCUCGUCCGGUAAUUUUAUUCAAACUGUGUUGAAUCAUACAAAUGAGAACGAUGAUGAAUACAAAUUUUUGAAUUUUCUCUAUGGAAAAUUUAAACAAAAUUUUUACCGUCAUGAUCCAUCAACUUCAUGUGUUCAUUGUGACUCUAAAGAGCCUAGAAACUUGUAUAACAUUCUAGGUUUGAAAUAUAACCAGUUUCACAUACCCCAAGACGUAUCAUGGUUCUCUAUUAGAUGA